AGAAGUUUUUGCGCGAGUAUCCGUUGUGUAAACUCACUGAGCGCGGAUUAUUCAAGCACGCGGAGCUCCGAAUCUUCUGUACUGUGAUUUUACUGCAGCUUUAGGACUUUACUUCACUCAUUCCCUGUUGGGCAGUACAGUGACUUUAAGAAAAAACGCAAAAAAGUGAAUCAUGACGCAGUUUAACAAGGGACCAGCCUACGGAUUAUCUGCGGAGGUUAAAAACAAGAUCGCACAGAAAUAUGACCUACAGAAGGAGGAGGAGCUUCGAUUCUGGAUCGAGGAGGUGACUGGAAUGCCGAUCGGAGACCACUUUCAGAAAGGGCUCAAGGAUGGCGUCAUACUGUGCGAAUUGAUAAACAAGCUUCAGCCUGGAUCGAUAAAGAAAAUAAACCAUUCACAGUUAAACUGGCAUAAGCUAGAGAACCUUGGGAAUUUCAUCAAAGCCAUUCUAGCCUACGGGCUGAAGCCCAAUGACAUCUAUGAAGCCAAUGACCUCUUCGAAAACGGGAACAUGACGCAAGUCCAGACCACACUUCUCGCUCUGGCCAGUAUGGCAAAGACCAAAGGCAUGGAAACGAACAUUGACAUUGGUGUGAAAUAUGCAGACAAGCAGCAGAGACAGUUUGAUGAAGAGAAGAUGAAGGCUGGCCAGUGUGUCAUCGGACUUCAGAUGGGAACCAACAAAUGCGCAAGCCAGGCUGGUAUGACCGCCUACGGGACCAGGAGACACCUUUACGACCCCAAGACACAGACAGAGAAACCCUAUGACCAGACCACCAUCAGUCUGCAAAUGGGCACCAACAAAGGAGCUAGCCAGGCUGGCAUGUCUGCCCCAGGAACCAGGAGGGACAUCUAUGACCAGAAGGCAGCUCUGCAACCAUUGGACAACUCCACCAUCUCAUUGCAAAUGGGAACCAAUAAGGUAGCCUCUCAGAAGGGCAUGAGCGUGUACGGCUUGGGACGGCAAGUUUACGACCCCAAGUAUUGCGCCACCCCUACAGAGCCCAUGAUUCAUGCCAACGGCAGCCAAGGCACGGGAACGAAUGGCUCAGAAAUCAGCGAUAGUGACUAUCAGGCAGAAUAUCAAGAGGAAGGGUACCAGGGCGAAUACCACGACGAGUACAGAGGGCACUACAACGACCAGGGCAUCGACUACUAGAGAACGCUGCUGCGCUGUUAGUCAAAGCAGUAUUAACAUGAUGUAUAUCAACAGAGCAAGUCUUUUGCUAUGCCUUUUGCUUCUCACAGUUACCCCUUCCCUCCCAGCGCAUGUGUUUGGGUAAACAAUCGUGAGUGGUGAUAUCUCAAAUCUGCCAUCUUAACAAUGGUGAAAUUGAUCUUUUAUAAUUUCUUUUAUAAAGUGUUUUUUAUGAAGUACGGAGAACUGUAAAGAUAAUUUUCUAGUUUUGCAGUACGAUUCUUUGUUUUACACCCUAGGCCUUGUGUUUUGAGUUUAUUUUGGCCUUGCAUCUCGGAGCGAAACGUUAUCGCUAGUUUUAAAGCUCAUCCGCCAUUGAAAUCCCGCUCUGCUCCAACUGCUAUGGACUGAAAGCCUUCCCGAAGACAUUCCUUCCUAAGUCAUUCCAUUUGAAGUCAUUCCGUUUAGAAUUCCAAAUGCCUGGUAUUAUUACAAGCUUACAAAUGUUAGCGUUUUAAAGAUUAGCUGACUGGACGACCAAAAAAAUUCCGCUAUUGCUUAGUUUUUUGUGCCAUAAUAUUGGAAAAUCUUUCCCAUUGUAUUUAUUGCCCUGCUUUUCAUUAUAGAUCCUCUGUCAUAUGGUUCUUUUAUGAAUA
Messenger RNA from Sinocyclocheilus rhinocerous, 1797 nucleotides. Its product is annotated as calponin-3-like. The record is from RefSeq and is a predicted model, not a curated record. NCBI's taxonomy places the organism in Eukaryota, Metazoa, Chordata, Actinopteri, Cypriniformes, Cyprinidae. The transcript has 7 exons. Gene Ontology annotation, cellular component: actin cytoskeleton; focal adhesion. Gene Ontology annotation, molecular function: actin filament binding. Bases 173 to 1162 code for a protein of 329 amino acids. Gene Ontology annotation, biological process: actomyosin structure organization; actin filament organization.